AUGCCUGUUCUCAACAGUUCCUUGGAGAGAAAUCUAGACGUAAACUUAAAGGAUUUCUUUAACAACAUCAGUUUAAAGAAUAAUUAUGGAGCAAUGGCGGCGACAGCAACUGUAAUAUUUGCCAGCAUUUACAUCGGAUGGGCUUAUGCAAAACGUUCGUGUAAGAGAAAAAUGAAGGUUCAUGGUGUGUUUACAAGAUCUAUGUCUGUAGGAGCUCUCCAUGGAGGGAAACUGGCCUUGGAGAGAAUGAUUGAUUAUAAUCGUGCUCGAGCAGAUGCAGCAUCACUUGAAGCAGCUGAAAUUCAGUUAAAGGAUUUACUGACAGAAGAACCUCCUGAUUUCAAACAGCUUCAGAGCAAUGUUGCGAAGCUGGAAAUGAGUGGACAAGAAGCGGUUGCGGUGGGAAUACUGGAAACAGAACUGAAAAGGGCUCAAAAGGAAGGGAAAUCACAUGAAGCUUAUGAGAUUGAAAUGCUUCUUGUAGAAAUGUGCAUCUACAAGGGAGAUUUUGAGAAGGCUUUAGCCUGUGAAUGCCUGAAUCAUGAAGAAAUUUCUGACGCAAGACGUCCUCUAUAUAAGGCUGUCAUUCAUAUAAUGUUAGAACACCCAAGGGAAGAAGCCUUGAAAUGUUGGGAAGAAUUCAAAGACAUUCGAAUUCGCUUCCAGUCUCCACCAAGUUCGCAACAAAGCCAGCUCAACAAAGUCGUUACCAAUUUCAAUGAGUUUGAGAAAGUAGUCAUGUUGCUUAGAAACGACAUCAACGAGGCACACGGGAAGCACAUUUAG
Molecule: messenger RNA, 786 nt
Organism: Dovyalis caffra
Lineage: Eukaryota; Viridiplantae; Streptophyta; Magnoliopsida; Malpighiales; Salicaceae
Source: the annotation of a GenBank genome assembly